CGCAAUAAUCACCUGGUAUAAUGAUCAGAACAACAAACAAUUUGAUAUGAAAUCACGACAAAAUAAGAUCUUUCGUCCUCUACACAUCAAUUGCCAAGAAUCGAAGAGAAAGCGUCUGUGAUGCCGUAUGACCGCAGAUCCUGAAACCACUCAAAAGGACAAGAUCGUCCGAUACUACUCCUACGACUGACAUAGCUUCUUCCCUCCCCCCUCAUCACCAUGACCGUCUUCUCCCUAAUCAUCAUCAACAAAGCCGGAGGUCUAAUCUACCAGCGCGAAUUCCAACCGGGCCUCCGCAAGCUCUCGACAAACGACUACCUCGUUCUCGCCGGAACCUUUCACGGCGUCCACGCCAUCACCCGCACCAUCACCCCGAAACUCCCCCUCCUCGCUCCAACCGCAAUAUCCUCCACCCCGACCAGCGCGUCCUCCAACCUCGCCUCCCCCUCGGGCACCUCCACCCCGAUGACGACGACGACAACAGCGGCAGCGACAACACCAUCCGUCUCCGCAACCUCAUACACGUACCCGAUCCCCGGCGUGCCCGCGACGGGGCUAGAGUCCCUCGAGACGGACAAGUUCCGGCUGACGUGCUUCCAGACGCUGACGGGCACCAAGUUCCUCCUCUUCACGGACCCGCACAUGGCCAACAUCGAGGUGGUGAUGAAGAAGAUCUACGAGUUCUACGCCGACUUCGUCAUGAAGAACCCGUUCUACCAGUUGGAGAUGCCGGUGCGGUGCGAGGCGUUUGAUCGGAAUCUGAAUGGGUGGUUGCGCGGGCGGACGUGAGGAUUUCUGAUUCAAUAGAAAUCAUUCUUGCCUUUGUUGUCAUAACAAGGGAAGAGGAAAAAUGAUUGGCCUCCUGUUGGGCGUGAUUCAAAGUCGAUUUUCGCCGACGGAAACUUUUAAUGAUUGCACUGGUGUAUCGUGUUCCUUUUACUUUUCUUCUUUCGUGGGAGGCGUUCGUCCAUCAAUUCCGUUUUUUUUUCUUUCUUUCUUUAUAUAUGCGUCGCGGUUCUCUCCGGC
Molecule: messenger RNA, 1026 nt
Organism: Aspergillus aculeatinus CBS 121060
Lineage: Eukaryota; Fungi; Ascomycota; Eurotiomycetes; Eurotiales; Aspergillaceae
Product: trafficking protein particle complex subunit 4
Exons: 3
Coding region: 220-789 (189 amino acids)
Biological process (GO): endoplasmic reticulum to Golgi vesicle-mediated transport
Cellular component (GO): TRAPP complex
Source: RefSeq, a predicted model, not a curated record